Molecule: messenger RNA, 534 nt
Organism: Apiotrichum porosum
Lineage: Eukaryota; Fungi; Basidiomycota; Tremellomycetes; Trichosporonales; Trichosporonaceae
Exons: 4
Coding region: 1-534 (177 amino acids)
Source: RefSeq, a predicted model, not a curated record
AUGUGUCUGCGCACCCAGUUUGGGUCACGGUCGAGGUCGCGGCACACUGCCGAGCGCCGCGCCAUGCUCUGGGACUACAUUGAGGAGCACUUUCCCUACCUCGAGAACAACCAGAGGCUCCAGUACCUUCGCGAACGGCGCGACCUCGAGUUUCCCGAGCUGGUCAAGGAGGUGCGGCGUCUGAUCACCGUGGAGCCAAAGAAUGCUGCACCUUCCUGUCCCCCUGCCAUCUACGACAAUCCUCGCAUGCGGUUUGAGGGAAAGCUCAAGUCUGAGGGUAUUACCGAUGCCGUAGAGGUCUUGUUCGAGGACACGGGCAAGUUGAGGUCAAGGAUUUACCUCGUUUUGGCCGAAGUGGACCCACUGUUUGAGAUCAACGACGGCGAAUACCGCAUGCUUCUCGACGACCGGGGGUUUUGCCUCCCCGACGUCCUUCGCGAGAUCCUGCGGAUCCUUGACAUGGGAGCAUAUGCGAUUCCAAUCUCCAUGUGGCACAACCUCUCGGGUGCAAAGUCUGACUCGGGGCCCGUGUAG